GAAAAGAGAGAGAGGAGAUGCCAUGAAAGUAGAAUAGUAUAAAAGGCAAGUGUAGAUGAGAUGGUUUGGCAGUGAGUUAAAGCAAAAGAAAAAAGAUAUGAGAGUUUUAGUAGCUUUGAUUAUAGCAUUAUGUAUUGCCAUUGAUGGCAUUACAGCAGCAAAAACACCCAUUAGUGAUCGUUACAAAACCUACAUCCAAAAUGUUCGCCAAAAAUUUGCAUCUCAAACUCAUAAACAACUCUAUGGCAUUCCAAUGUUGCAGCACUCUUUAUCGAAUUCAGAUCGUUUCCUUCUCAUCGAUACCGCAAACGUCGCCGGCGACACCAUCACUCUUGCAGUCGAUGCACAGGACAUGAGUGUUGUAGCGUAUCUUGCUGGAGACAAUGAUUCUUACUUUUUCUCAAAUGCUCCACUGUUUACUUUUGAUAUUCUCUUCCCCAACACUCAUCAAACACUUUUGAGUUACGACAAUACCUUUGAAUCCAUUGAAAAUGCAGCUAAUACUACCAGACAAGCAAUUCCCCUUGGUCUCAACCCAUCAAACUCAGCCAUCUCCAACUUGUUUCAUUACCGUCCCGAUCUCGCCGCUGUUUCGUUUCUCGUCGUCUUUCAAAUGAUCUUCGAAGCCGCCAAAUUCAAGUUCAUCGAGCAAACCAUUGUUAACUGCAUCAAGAAUGGAGAAAGCUUCACACCUAACCUUGCCAUUGUGAGCUUAGAGGACAAUUGGUCUCAACUUUCUUUACAAAUCCAAUCAUCAACUUCUUUACAAGGACUAUUUGGGAGUAGUGUAAUGCUGCACAACUCGAAAAAUGAAGCUAUUGAAGUGGAUAGUAUAUACUUUCCAAUCAUACUUAAUAAUCUUGCCUUGCAAUUAUACCAUUGCAAUACCCAAGAUUACAUCAAGCUGCCUAGUCUUGUCGAGAAUUCUCGAUGUUACGUCGAAGAACAUACCACACGUAUUAGCGGUCGAGAUGGACUUUGUGCCGAUGUAGCUGAUGGUUCUCAUGUUAUUUCGUUCCCAUGUCGACAACAAGCAAACCAACAAUGGACGUUUUAUAGCGAUCGUACGAUUCGAUCCUUAGGCAAAUGUUUGAUCCCAAGUAAGUCCUCUUCCAAUCCUCUGGCUGUGAUUUACGAUUGUAGUAAGGUCUCUCAACAAGAUGCUACUUGGGAGGUUUCUCUUAGUGGGACAAUCAUGAACACAUAUAAUGACAGUGUUUUGACAUCAAACAAUGGAAGCACUUUGACAAUGGAGGAUAAUGCAUAUGAUGGAAAUCAAGGGUGGAGAGUUGGGAAUUUUGUGGAUCCAAUUGUAACUUCAAUUAUUGGGGUUAAAGAGAUGUGUUUGGAAGCUACAGAGGGAAAUACAAAUAUUUGGUUAGAAGAAUGUGUGAAGGACAAAAUAGAGCAAUCUUGGACACUUUAUAGUGAUGGAAGUAUUAGAGUGAAUAAUAAUCAUAGUCUAUGUGUAACAGCUUCAAUUCAUUCAAGACAGCGUAUUGUAAUUCUUAAUUGCAAUGGCUUAGCUACACAACGUUGGGUUUUCAAGGCUGAUGGCACAAUCUCAACCCCAAAAGAUGACGGUUUGGUUAUGGAUGUUGCACAAAAUGAUGUCGAUCUUAAGAGAAUUGUUUUGUAUCCUCGACAUGGUGGGGUUAAUCAACAAUGGGUUGUUUUCUACUAAUUAAUGUUCUUAUGUGCUAAACUAUGCUUAAUGUGUUUGCACAUGUACUAGACUGUGGUAGACGACAUGAUCUAAUAAAUAUUCGUAUGGGUGUUCCAUUCUGUUGUUUCAA
This is a messenger RNA of Benincasa hispida (wax gourd), 1796 nucleotides long. RefSeq names its product seed lectin-like. Gene Ontology annotation, molecular function: rRNA N-glycosylase activity. NCBI's taxonomy places the organism in Eukaryota, Viridiplantae, Streptophyta, Magnoliopsida, Cucurbitales, Cucurbitaceae. Gene Ontology annotation, biological process: negative regulation of translation. The record is from RefSeq and is a predicted model, not a curated record.